Messenger RNA from Xenopus tropicalis (tropical clawed frog), 801 nucleotides. RefSeq lists its product as uncharacterized. NCBI's taxonomy places the organism in Eukaryota, Metazoa, Chordata, Amphibia, Anura, Pipidae. The record is from RefSeq and is a predicted model, not a curated record. The transcript has 6 exons. The coding region runs from base 124 to 636 and encodes 170 amino acids.
ACAUUCAGGCGAAAGAGACCCGCAUGCGCAGAACGCUUUUGAUGCUUGGAAUGCCCUUACACUACAUUAGUUAAAUAGCAGCAUACUACUGUAGUUAAGCAUUAAAAGGGGUCAGCGACAUACAUGGACCUGUCAUUGAGACGAGCAGUAUCUUUACAGACAAAGGAUGACUUAAUUGCACAAGAAUUUAAAAACAAUGGAGAUUUUCUUGAUUAUUUGAAAACUUUUGAAAUACACAAUGAUGAAGAUGCCUCAUUUAUUUGCAAAAUUACAAAGAACUUUACCUCAGCACUUGUGAAUUAUCAGGAGCAAGAGACAAAAAAGAAGGCUUGCCAGCCAUCUUCAGACAAAAAUAAUAAAGAACACUCUAAGAAACCCUCAGAAGCAGACAAGCCAGUGUUUUCCCCAUCUGCCUCAUCGUCCAGUUUAUCUACAGAAACAUAUUCAAAUCCACCAUCAAUACCCCCAACAAAUGAUGCUACUGAGGUAUUUUUUAACAGCAUCAAGAAUAUGGAAGCAUCUGAGGUGGUUAGUGUGUUCCAGAAAAUUGCUGCUACAAAUCCUGCUUUUAAAGGCAUUGACAUACCAAGCCUGAUGAAAUACUUACAAGAAACUGGAAAGCUAAAGAACUCAUAACAACUUUAGAUAGGGAAUGCUGUUAAUUCCAUAAUUUAGUUUGUUUUUCUAUGUAAAAUAGGAUUAAUGUACACGUAAGGUGUAAUCUAUAUUUGCAUUUAUUUAUGGCUGUAUUUUGUAUUAAUGUUUAAUACAAUUGCAAUAAAAGAGCAUAUCUGAAAUCAA